Molecule: messenger RNA, 1035 nt
Organism: Dibothriocephalus latus
Lineage: Eukaryota; Metazoa; Platyhelminthes; Cestoda; Diphyllobothriidea; Diphyllobothriidae
Source: the annotation of a GenBank genome assembly
AUGAUUGCGUACAUUUCAUUUAAUAUUAGUGUAAUCAUAAAAGCACGCUAUGCCAGCCAUCCUUCUCAAAAGAGCAUAGCACAUUUGGAUCUGCAGAGUUUUGUCGUGGAUAGCAAUCGCAAAAAAUUGAAGCGUCAGAAGUUGCCAAAUCUGGAGAAUAUAGACUGGCCGAAACGGGAAUUUUUAUCCCUUCCAAUGGGUGCUCCGGGCAGCCGCGAAGUCCCUCUGAAACCGCACUUCAGUCGUGGACAAAUGCGUAUAACUUGGAAACUAUUCAGUAUAUUUGAAGAUGGCAUGGAGGAGCUUGGUCUGAGUGACAAAUGGAUGAUCUAUGCUGGUAGUCUGAUUGGAUCUCUUCGUCACCACGAUAUUACGCCCUGGGAUGAUGACCUGGAUGUUCUCGUGGAUUUCGAAGUGAGACCGAUGUUAUGGAAGAAGUUCAGCACGCUCGCCCCCAAAAUUAUAAUUGGGGAAGCUGGAUUAAGGGACAAAUUAUACGCAAAAUUAAUUGAACCCAGCAAUACUGCGCGGGAUGUCGAAGGUAGUCGCAAACUGAGUGCAUAUAACUGGGGUUGGCCGUCCAUUGACAUCGGAUACUUCCUAUCUAACGCGACUCAUAUCCAAGAGCGCGCAUCAUCCUAUGGCAAGCGCGAUAUACAUCCAAAGUCUGAUGUUUUCCCAUUGAUAUUCCGACCAUUCUACAAACGCUGGGUUCCAGCGCCAAGGCAUGCUUUCUCGGUUCUUACGCAGUCCUAUCCCAAGGAUUUUCACUGCUCCUCCUUCGGAUGGUCUCACCCAUUUGAGAAUGGCAUGCGAAAACGGUCAAUAGCCUGCACUAAACUAGCGCGCCGGUACGCCUUUGUUGAACAUAGCCCCUUCUACGGCAAGGGACAGGAUAAGGCUGGUAGUCUGUCAGACCUGAUUUGGGUCCGCGAGAGGCUGAUACGCGGUGGUCAGAUCAUUCAUGAAAUACCCUUGGUUGCGCACAGAGUCGAGGCUCAUUUAGACACUUACAAAUUACGCGUGAAUUCCUAG